Echinops telfairi (small Madagascar hedgehog) is the source of this 858-nucleotide messenger RNA. It is a transcript of the gene GDF3, whose product is annotated as growth differentiation factor 3. The transcript has 2 exons. Gene Ontology annotation, molecular function: cytokine activity; growth factor activity. The coding region runs from base 1 to 858 and encodes 285 amino acids. NCBI's taxonomy places the organism in Eukaryota, Metazoa, Chordata, Mammalia, Afrosoricida, Tenrecidae. Gene Ontology annotation, biological process: BMP signaling pathway; SMAD protein signal transduction. Gene Ontology annotation, cellular component: extracellular region. The record is from RefSeq and is a predicted model, not a curated record.
AUGGAUCCUUGCCCCAAGAGGCCGGCAAUUUGUUCUCUUCUUUACUCCAAGAAACGUCCCCAGGCCUCUCUUUGCCUGCAGAAGCACCUGUACUUUAACCUGUCUGCCAUUACAGAAAAGGAGCAGUUAACAAUGGUCCGGCUGAGCCUGGAUUUGGGGCCCAACACGUACUACAAACUGGGACCAGAACUGGAAUUGGCCUUGUCUCUGGUCCAGGAGCCUCCGGUGGGGGGCAGGUCGCUCCCUGCGCCAGGUAAAAUGUUUGCACUUCAGUCAGUGCCUUGGCCUCACGGUGCCCUUCACUUCAAUCUGCUGCCCACGGCUAAGGAUUGGAAUAACGACUCCCAGAAGACGCUGGGUUUGUUCCUGGAAAUCCUGGUCAAAGGGCCCAGAGACACCGCGGAUUUCCAGCCUGAGGACACCUGCGCGCAACUCAGACGCCUCCUUCAUGCUUCUCUUCUGGUGGUAACCCUCAACCCUGACCAGUGCCACUUUGCAUCCCGCCAAAGGAGGUCAGCCAUGCCUGUCCCUAAGGCUUCUUGCAAGAGCCUCUGCCAUCGUCACCAGCUGUUCAUCAAUUUCCGGGACCUCGGCUGGCAUAAGUGGGUGAUUGCGCCCCGGGGAUUCAUGGCGAAUUACUGCCAUGGGGAAUGUCCUUUCUCACUGACCACGUCUCUCAACAGCUCUAAUUAUGCGUUCAUGCAAGCGCUGAUGGGUGCGACCGAUCCAGAGGUCCCCCAAGCUCUCUGCGUCCCCACCAAACUGUCCCCCAUUUCCAUGCUCUAUCACGACAAUGAUGACAAUGUCAUUCUACGACAUUAUGAGGACAUGGUGGUUGAUGAGUGUGGGUGUGGGUAG